Molecule: messenger RNA, 2851 nt
Organism: Solenopsis invicta (red fire ant)
Lineage: Eukaryota; Metazoa; Arthropoda; Insecta; Hymenoptera; Formicidae
Gene: temp
Product: protein prenyltransferase alpha subunit repeat-containing protein 1
Exons: 3
Coding region: 615-1919 (434 amino acids)
Biological process (GO): protein prenylation
Cellular component (GO): cytoplasm
Molecular function (GO): protein prenyltransferase activity
Source: RefSeq, a predicted model, not a curated record
CACAGUGAAGCGGAGUUUAUAAUUUAAUAGUUGGCAACACUGGUGUUCAGUCAGUUGGCGGCGCGGUCCUUCGUUCGACGUUGCGAGCUCGUGAAUUUCACGGUUUCAUCGCGAUCUAUAAACGGAAAACGCAAAAGCCGCCGCUGCUCUUUAUCGCGCAGCGAGCAGCAGGAUACGCGCGACUGUCGUUAUCAGGAAUCCGGAAAAGUGCGAGUGGAAUUCGCUGAUGGUGGGAGAGGGGAAGGUGGGGUAGCCGCUCGCUCGCUCGGCGAGGCGCGCCGCGUCGCGUGAAGUUGGCGAGCCUGAGCGGCGCGCCCGGCCCGACUCGCGGCUGACUUCGCGUCGCGCGCAGCCGUGCGUGCGUGCAGGCGUGCACCUACCGCACUCCGACAGCGCUUCCGCAGAGCAUAGUGCCGCACCGCCGUAUAUACCGCGACGAGACGACGUGCCAUUUGCGGCGGCAGGAGGAAAGAGGGAGCGAGAAAGGGAAGCGAGAGGGUGAAAACGACGGCGAGAGAGUGAGAGGGUGAGGACGCGAGGGUGGUGUGGUCACACUGGCGCGUCCGCCGUCAAUUGAUACGUCCACGAGGGAGAGAUGUGAUGCGGCUCACACGAUGGUGGACAACGAGUUCCCGGCCGCCGAGAAGAUCCUCCGUGACAUCGAGAACACCGUCCGCAGGAAUCCCACCAUAAGGAGCUUCGUGAUCCUGCCAAUGGAGGACAGCGAGAACCGAUCGCCGGUGUUUCAUCAGGCGGUGUUUCAUCAGGAGGACAGCUUGGGUCUGGCGUCGUGGUGCGUUCAGCCGCUCUACAUCUAUACGUAUCGCCGGCUACUGGAGUAUCGGCGGACGCGUCAUCAGCGGCGCGAGGAACCCAGCACCGUGGUGAGAUGGCUGCUGGGUGCUCUGCUGUUCAAUCCGAGUGUGACCAUGUUCUGGAAUAUGCGGAGGGAAUUGGUACGCGCCGGCAGGCUAGACCCGCGCGACGAGCUGUCCUUCACGCGGCCGGUGCUCUAUCACACGCCAAAGUGUUUCGAGGCUUUCUCGUAUCGCAGUUGGCUGAUGCCGUUCGUCCUGGAUGCCGAGCGGACAGACGUCGCCGAGGCGCUCGCCAACGACGAGCUCGAGCUCGUGCAGACCUGCGCUGAUCGCUACGCGAACAACUAUCACGCGUGGAGCUAUCGACGGCACUUGGUGACCCUGUUCGAGUCCCGUGGUCUACGGCGUCUCAGUUUCGACAGCGAAUGGAUGAACACGCUUAUUUGGUGCCGGCAGCACGUGUCCGACCAUAGUGCGUAUUCCUAUCGGCAGUUCCUGCUGCGAAAGUACAUCCUGGCGGUGGUCUCCUCGGGUAGGGAGACGCACGACAACUCCGGUUAUCGCGCGUUCAGGCACGACGGUUCGUUCCUCUACAUGGGUCGCCAUGAGCUCGACGACGACGAACGGACGUUACUGGAACGUAUUCGCGAGGUCGCACAUCUCGAGCGCGAUCACGGUUACUCGACCACCGACAUCCGCAAACUCAGGUGUUACCUAGCGGCGCUGUCAUACUGGACGGAAGAGUGCUUGCACAACGAGCAGUCCAUCACCUUGUACGACAAUCACGAGACGUUGUGGUGCCACCGCAGGUUCCUGGCAUACCUGAUCGCCGUUCUCACCGCCACGUACGCGAAACAUGCCUGUUACCGCGAGGACGAUUUCUGGGACGCUCAAUGCCACGACGAGCCAUCGCUCGCGCCGCUUCUUCGCGACAAACGUUUCACCACUGACGACGACCUGUUAAUGGCAGCACACGUGAUGCUCGUCAAGUCCUUUUGCACCGCCAGCAUCAAUAUCAUUGAGGUGGCAGUCAAGCGCCCACAAGAAAAAGUGUUCAUCGAGAGAUUUUGCAAAUAUCUUGAGAGAAUAGGCUUACGAUGAUUAGGAUUAGCGCGCGAGAUUUUGAGCUCGACAAACGCGCGAUAAGCUGCGAUAAGCUGAUUGCAAGUCAAGGUGCGUAAACGCAAAAAUAAUAAGUAUGGGAAUUGCGCAAUAAUUUCGUUGAAACGAUUUGUCUCUCUCUCUCUUUCUUUCUCUCUUUCUCUCUCUCUCUCUCUCUCUCUCUCUCUUGGUGAUUUUUUAUCGUUCAAAUCGCGUAAGACGUUCGAUACGUGCAAUAUUAUUCAGUGACAUACACGGCCUUUAUUUUGAAAUAGCCUCAAAAAUGGUUUAUUCUUUCUUUAAGGUUUUUGGUAUUAUUGAAAUAUUAUCAAGACGUUUGAUUGUGUUCUCAUCUAAUAUUUUCUAAUUUUCUAUUUAUUUAUAUAUUUAUGAGAAUAUCUUUUUUUUAAAUAUUUUUUUCUCAUAGUGAACUUAAAACUUCUUGAAGGAUCGUAUUUUACCACCUAAUCUUGGUAAGGAAAAGUUUUUCUUAUUGCAGGAAUAUUUUAAAGAUCUACAAAGAGUACUUUUUAGGGAGAGGAAAGGUUUUCGUAACUUUAAAAUAUUCUAGUUUGGUGCUCAAGAAAUUACUCUAUGAUUCGUGAAGCAAUCUCUUUCGUGUAGCUAGAGAACGAUUGCGAUAAGCAGGAUUCAAUGUAGAUAGGCGAAAUCGAAUCGUUAUUGAUACUUAACUUACUCCCGCAUUAUUCGCUCGCGUAGCGAAUUCGACGAGUCAUCGAGUACACCAGUGAUACGUAAAAGUGAAAUAUAAUUACGAAGUGUGUAGAAUAUGCGAAUAACGAAGUGGCGGAUUUGUCUCUCUAAGAGAAAUUUCCGUCGAGGGGGGAGUGUGAAAGUUUUUGGUCGUGAGAACAAUUAUGUAUACUUAUAUAAUAUUGAACGAGAAAAAAAUGAAGAUACUAGUUUUUUAA